Molecule: messenger RNA, 1302 nt
Organism: Cyclospora cayetanensis
Lineage: Eukaryota; Apicomplexa; Conoidasida; Eucoccidiorida; Eimeriidae
Product: RNA helicase aquarius
Exons: 6
Coding region: 1-1302 (433 amino acids)
Biological process (GO): nuclear-transcribed mRNA catabolic process, nonsense-mediated decay
Cellular component (GO): cytoplasm
Molecular function (GO): RNA helicase activity
Source: RefSeq, a predicted model, not a curated record
AUGCGUUUUGAGGCCUUCUUCGCAGCAUGCAUCCCAGCAUCGCCUACUUUCCGUCGCAGUGCUUCUACAUGGGCUCCCUGCAGAAUGGCGUUUCCAGCGCAGACAGGAUCUUCCCUUUCGUACCCCGUCCGCCGUUCAAGUGGCCAAACACUGUGGGAUGUGUGUGGGCGUGUAGCGAAGGAAGAACUGAGCAGCACAGGCACCUCCUACCUCAAUCGUGGGGAGGCGUCCGUUGUUGAGCGGCUGGUCCUGGCGCUCCUGAGGAGUGGAGUCACUCCUGAACAAAUCGGUGUAAUUACACCGUAUCUCGGGCAGCGGAAUUUCUUGCGGACGCUGCUGCAGCGGAAUCCGAUGCCAGCAGAAGUGGAGAUAAGUUCAGUGGAUGCCUUCCAGGGCAGAGAGAAAGACAUCAUCAUUUUUUCCUGUGUCAGAAGCAACACGCAGAGCUCCAUUGGAUUCUUGUCGGAUCCGCGCCGCCUGAAUGUGGCUUUGACACGCGCUCGUUUCUGCGUGUUUAUUUGUGGCAACGCGAGUCUUCUGUCAAUCCAGAGGACGCCGUCUUCAGGAUCGUCUGCUGCACUCCCGCCUUCUCUGCGGGGGGCCCCCAGCGGCCCAGAAGACGCGGAGGGGGAGAGGGGGGCCCCCCCCUCCGGGCAGGGCCCCUCGGCUCCCCCGUCCACCUGCAAGCUGCUGCAAAUGGCGGCUUCGCAGUUCCUGGAGACUUUGCCUGUGUGGCCGUUGCUUGUGCUGCAUUACGAGAAGCAAAACUGCAUCGUGUCAGGACCGAUUUGCAACCUUAGGGAGGUGCAGUUUACGCCGACCGGCCGAAAAGUGCCUCGGUCCUUCAACGGCGCGACAACGACACCAGCCCCUUUGCAGGCUGUCUCGACAGCGGGGGCGAAAGCAGAAGAAGCCGAUGAUCAAGGGGAAUUUAUGGGGAGCAGAGCCUACCCCUGUAGUGUCAUCACGGCAGCUGCAGCAAGGCCGCCUCGCGGCUCACACAACGCAAAAAAGCGGCUAGCCACGGCAACAUUACUCCUACUCCCAGGGAGGAUCGCGGCUCGCGAAAGAAGUGCUGCGCUUUAUGCGCGGGAAGAGAGGCGUCACUCCGAACGCCAACAGCAGCCGUUUGCAUGUGUGUCUGCGAACUUGCGAGUAUCUGGGGGUAUGCGAACUAAUGCCUCCCUACGAAAGUAUGGUUCCAGAGGGAUGGCGCGGGAGGAGCAGAACUUGGGGUGUCUUUGCCGAGAAAAACAAAAACUCUCUUUGCCCCGCAUGCAGACAUUGCUCUCCCCCUUUUAG